AUGGGCCUGGAAUGUAUAGAGAAUACCAAGACUAAAGCAGUGACUUAUGAUGACUUGCAUGUAGACUUCACUUGGGAAGAGUGGACUUUGGUGAAUCCUUCCCAGAAGAAUCUCUACAAAGAUGUAAUGCUGGAGACCUACAGGAACAUCACCACUACAGGAUACAGUUGGGAAGACCAUAAUAAUGAAGAACAUUGUCAAAGUUCUAGAAGACAUGAAAGGCAUAAAAGAACCCAUACUGGAGAGAAACCCUAUGAAUGUAAUCAAUGUGGUAAAAUUUUUUUGUGUAACAAAAUACUUUAA
Peromyscus eremicus (cactus mouse) is the source of this 303-nucleotide messenger RNA. RefSeq names its product zinc finger protein 431-like. Bases 1 to 303 code for a protein of 100 amino acids. The record is from RefSeq and is a predicted model, not a curated record. Gene Ontology annotation, biological process: regulation of DNA-templated transcription. The transcript is spliced from 5 exons. Lineage: Eukaryota; Metazoa; Chordata; Mammalia; Rodentia; Cricetidae.